ACGACUAUUACACGACUGAAAGCUUGUUCGUCUAGAGACUCGAGAGAGAAGGAGGAAAUGGAGGGUGAAUUAGAGGACCUGGAGAAGAUUCAAAUCAAAAUCCUAAAUAGAAUAACACAACUGGAAAUAUCCCAUUUUCCAUCUCAAUUCUCCUCCGAUGUUUCUCUUUCACCAUCAAAUCAAGAAACUGAAAGCCAGGGCACAACUCAAUCACGCCUCUCUUCGAUUCUCCGCAGUAACGGCGUUACAGAUUUUUUGUUCAAGACAGUCCCAUCUGAUUAUUAUGAUAGACCUUUUGAAUUUAGAAGAGAACUUCUUAAUGCCGCAUCUGUCCAUCAUCUUUGCAAGAGCAUAGUCCUGGUGAACACGCAGGCGCCUGCUAGUGUAAUUGAUUGUAGUGAUCGUAACAAUUCAAAGUACUAUGUGGUUGUCGUUCAGUAUACUGCUAGAUUCAAUGCUGAUUCUGUGAAGAAUUUUCUGUACACGCUCAAUGAUGGCAAGAUACCUAAAAAGAGAUUCAACUUGAGGCUUGCACCUGAGUUGGAGUCUUUGAAAUUGACUGGAUACGAGCACAAUGGGGUGACAUGUGUUGGCAUGAAAACAGACAUUCCGGUGAUUUUGGAUGAGGCAAUCACAAGGCUAGAUCCGGAUUUCUUUUGGUUAGGAGGUGGAGAAAUCGAGCUUAAGCUAGGGAUUAAGACCUCUGAAUUCAUUAACUAUGUUAAACCUUUUGUAGUCAACUGUAGCAGUAGCUCUUAGCAAAUAGAAUAUAAAAUUAUUGCUAUUGAAAUAGAACGGUCUGCAUGAUAUCCCAUCUAAUUAACAUCAAUUAGCCAAUUUUACUUGCUUCUCAUUAAUGCUAAGUUUCAGGCUGGGAAUAUAUGUUAUUCUUAAAGUUAUUUUAUUCGAUAUUGAUGGAGAUUUUCCCCUUGCAUGUAUGUUGAACUUGCGUGCAUUUGUUUUGUUUUCAGACUCAUGUACA
This is a messenger RNA of Papaver somniferum (opium poppy), 982 nucleotides long. RefSeq lists its product as uncharacterized. NCBI's taxonomy places the organism in Eukaryota, Viridiplantae, Streptophyta, Magnoliopsida, Ranunculales, Papaveraceae. The record is from RefSeq and is a predicted model, not a curated record. Gene Ontology annotation, molecular function: aminoacyl-tRNA deacylase activity. Bases 58 to 759 code for a protein of 233 amino acids. The transcript is spliced from 5 exons.